This is a messenger RNA of Leguminivora glycinivorella, 1706 nucleotides long. It is a transcript of the gene Sps1, whose product is annotated as inactive selenide, water dikinase-like protein. Gene Ontology annotation, molecular function: selenide, water dikinase activity; ATP binding. Gene Ontology annotation, cellular component: cytoplasm. The coding region runs from base 107 to 1312 and encodes 401 amino acids. Gene Ontology annotation, biological process: L-selenocysteine biosynthetic process. Lineage: Eukaryota; Metazoa; Arthropoda; Insecta; Lepidoptera; Tortricidae. The transcript has a single exon. The record is from RefSeq and is a predicted model, not a curated record.
CGCCAUUUUGCAAGCGUCAGUGGACGGCGUGUUGGGUCGGGUUUCCGAACUAUUGUGGUACUAAUAGCUCCACGACAAUAUUGUUAUUGGUUUGUUUUAGUGUAAUAUGUCGUAUCAAUCUAGUGUAGCGCAAGAUUCAUUAGCUGCGGCUCAACUCGAAAUGGCCGGUAACCCCAAUUUAUCUCUGCGUCGGCCAUUCGACCCGGUCGCUCAUGAUUUGGAGGCGAGUUUCCGAUUGACUCGAUUUGCGGAUUUAAAGGGAAGAAGCUGUAAAGUACCCCAAGAUGUGUUGGGUAAACUUGUGGAGUCUCUUCAGCAAGACUACUCGCAGCAGGAGCAAGAUCAGUUUAUGCAUGUGGCGAUUCCGCGCAUCGGCAUCGGCUUGGAUUGCUCGGUGACGCCGCUGAGGCACGGCGGGCUUUGUUUGGUGCAAACUACUGACUUUUUUUACCCUCUCGUCGACGAUCCUUACAUGAUGGGUAAAAUCGCGUGUGCCAAUGUUCUAAGCGAUCUCUACGCAAUGGGUGUGACUGAAUGUGACAAUAUGCUAAUGCUUCUUGGCGUCUCUACCAAAAUGACCGAAAAGGAGCGCGAUGUCGUCAUUCCUCUCAUCAUGAGAGGUUUCAAGGAUUCUGCUCUGGAAGCCGGCACCUCUGUGACUGGAGGGCAAACCGUUAUCAACCCCUGGUGCACCAUUGGGGGGGUUGCCACCACUAUUUGCCAGCCUAACGAAUACAUUGUACCCGACAACGCCGUUAUGGGCGACGUAUUGGUGCUCACCAAGCCUCUGGGCACCCAAGUUGCAGUAAAUGCCCAUCAGUGGCUCGACCAGCCUGAACGUUGGAACAGAAUAAAGCUGGUUGUAUCUGAAGAGGAUGUUCGUAAAGCUUACCAUCGAGCUAUGGACUCCAUGAGCCGGCUGAACCGUAUUGCAGCUAGGCUGAUGCAUAAAUACAAUGCUCAUGGCUCCACUGACGUUACUGGUUUUGGUCUGCUUGGCCAUGCACAAAAUUUGGCAUCUCACCAGAAAAAUGAAGUCUCAUUUGUUAUUCAUAAUCUGCCUGUAAUCGCCAAGAUGGCAGCUGUGGCAAAGGCUUGUGGAAACAUGUUCCAGCUGCUUCAAGGACAUGCUCCAGAGACUUCUGGAGGACUGCUGAUCUGCCUGCCACGUGAACAAGCUGCUGCAUACUGCAAGGAUAUUGAAAAGCAAGAAGGCUACCAAGCUUGGAUUAUUGGAAUUGUUGAGAAGGGCAACCGCACUGCCCGCAUCAUUGACAAGCCCCGAGUCAUUGAAGUACCGGCCAAGGACUAAAUUGACAUUUAUUGGAGAUAUCUCAACUUUAAAAUAUCUAUUUGACUUACGAGGCCUAGUCGGAAACUUUAUUAAACAAUUUGAUUAAUUGUCACAGGUCUAGGUCUCUGCAUUUUUAUGUUUUAAGUUCAUUUUUCUCUAUCGCUGAUGUUAGUUAACAGACAGCCAGUCAAGAUUUUAUUUGUGAGAAUCAAUAUAAGAAAGCUUUUAGACUUGAUCUAGUUAGUAUUUGGUGUUUAUAAUUUUAAGUAAGAUUUAUCACUAUUAAAAUUAAGAGAACAAUUCCAUUAGGUACCCAUUAACAUCUAACAUUUGUUUGCAGCUUGUCAAUGAGAACAUUUCUGCAAAUUGUGAGAUAAGUAUAAUUAUUAGAAUAAAGUUAUUUUUCAGUCAA